UUUUUCUUUUUUUUUUGUGUGUAAAGUGAAAAGCCAAGUAGGCCUUGAUUUGGCUCAAGUGACACCUGCCAGGUGUGGUGCCCGAAUCUUAGAUGAUUUUCAAACGCGUCGCAAGUAAUAUCAAGUUCAACAAACAGCUCCUGAUCGUGCUCCGUUUAUUGCGACGUAAAAACCGAUCCAAAUUUUAGUUCAUCAUCAUCAUGUUCCGUGCUCUGUACCGCCGGCUGACCAAGCGGAAGGAGUCGCGUGGACGCGACCAGGGGGAAGAGGAGGAGGAUGUGCUGGCCAAUGAUAAACCAAAGCAGGAAGAGAUUCAAAUCCAAGUUGAGGUAAAGGAAAAUAAAGAGGAGCAGAUGGACACCAUUGUGGCCAGCCAGACCCAGCAAACGCUACCCUCAAAUCCCGAGCAGCUCAAGGUGCUGGCCACUCGCCAGCAGAUGGCCAUGUUGCUGACCCGCCUCAGCAAUGACGAGGCCGAGGGCGACGACAGCGACACCCAUCAGAUUGUACUAGAGCUCUUGGGCAGCUUCGAUACGGCCACCUCAUCCUCCACCUCAACCAUUGAACGCGUUUCCAAGCAGCUGUUGGCCGUGCUGCGUGAGCAGACCCUCCUGGACGAGGGCAUAGCUGCAGGCAAUGAGCGCUAUUGCUGCUUCGAGAGCGUUGUCCAAAACUACACCAAGAUCUAUGCAGCUCGGCGGUUUAUGGAGCAACUGCCUGCUUUGGGGCAGGGGGAGGUGAUGCCCCAGGUGGCCGCCAACGAGGUGCUGCAGAUACCCGAACUGCUGCGCCAGCUUUGGGCCUCCCUGGACAAGAUGGAGUUCUUCAACGAGGACAGUGCUUUCAAGGCUUAUUUGGAGGCACGUCAUCAUCCGCAGGCGCAGAUUCUAAGCGAGCUCCUGCUGACGCGCAUCUCGCGUGUCUUCCUAUGCAUUGUCAGCUCCACGAUGUUCCUGGAGUUUAGCGAGCACGAGCUGCUGCACAUUCUGCGCAACUGCUACCUUAGCGUCAACUCGGAGAUCGAGAUCUUCCUCGCCAUGGUCCUCUGGAUGGAGCACAACUGGACAGAGUCGGACAACUGUGCUGAACGUCUGCUAUCCGAGGUGCGCUUCGGCCUGAUGCCCACAUGGUAUCUCACUACCAUGGCCAAGGCCAAUCAUUGCCAGCACUUUGGCCGGGUGAUUAGCAGUCCCAGGGUGCAGCGCAUGAUAGACCAGGGAUUGGAGGAAGCCAUCACCCUGAAGAAGAAGCCACGCUUUGCCACUGCAGCUGGCGGUAAAGGGCAGUCGCUUUUAGAGGAGACCCACUUGCCGCGCGACUGGAUUGUCGAUAUUGAGUGCCGCCACCAUCACAAGUGCCACUGCCGUUACUUUGUUUACCCCACCUACGAUGUCUUCAAGAGCAACCUGGCCAGGAUCAUUUGCCGCUCGCCCAGCUACUGGCAGACCUUUCGUCCCGCCCAGGAGGUAUAUCGCAGCGAAUUCCGCUGCUGCUCCUCGCCCCACUUUCAUUAGUUUGAAUCCCGUGGGCAUCGUUGCUGCCUGCUGCUGCAGUCUGGCGUAGAUGCAGUUCCUCCCCUCCCUAAAAAAUGAAUCAAAUUUUAUUCAGCUGAUCAGGCGAUCCUUGGCAGCACAAUCAUUGACUUACUGGCAAACCUGUGCAUAUGCAAAGAAUGUCUUUUUUAGAACACUUUUUAUGUCUUUAUUAAAAGUAACUCUGGUUGUGCCGAGUCUUUGAA
Molecule: messenger RNA, 1738 nt
Organism: Drosophila kikkawai
Lineage: Eukaryota; Metazoa; Arthropoda; Insecta; Diptera; Drosophilidae
Source: RefSeq, a predicted model, not a curated record